AUGGCAAAUAUUCUAGAAGCGGCACCAAAUAAUCGAAUAACGGCAGAAAGAGCCGCGCGCAGCCCGAAGUGCGCCAGGUGUCGGAACCACGGCUUCGUCGUCCAGUUAAAAGGCCAUUCGGGAAGAUGUCAGUUCAAACAGUGUUUGUGCUGGAAGUGCUCUCUCAUCAACGAGCGGACGAGAAUCCUCGCAUCUCAACGACGGAUUAGAUCCGUUCAGGGAAACGAGUCACCGGGUACCGUUCGUCCCGAGCAGACCGCUCUAUCCGGCAGAAAAACGGUCUCCGCGGGUAACAAUAAAUCAACCAACCGGGUUAACGGUGACACCGACGCCAGCGCAAGAAAGGAGAGUACUAUUAAUUCGCCCGUUGACGAUACAACGUACAUCGAGCUCCAUGCGCCUAGCAGCACGCGCGGUCCCCUAAACUUGAGCGCGGUUUAUCGGGAUCCGAAGACACCGGCGGGACCGAGUGGCACUGUUGGAGAUGCACCACCUUUUCCUGGAGAGUGCAUAAUUAAAGAGGCAGUUCCAGGGCAAAUGUAUCCAGCAGAGAUGUUCGCAAUGCCUCUUCCCCUGUACCAACAUUACCCGGACAGAUACACGUUCCCGGCCGUGCUGGUGACCCUGAGACCACCUGCACCAGGAGCCUUCAGGGAACAUGUCGGAUUUGUUCCCUUGCCACCAGGGGCGCUGUCCCAUCCACUGGAGGCUCAUGAAUGGCAAAUCCAUGUUCCGCAUUAUAGUCCGUACCCCCCAUAUGCAGGGAUGAGAGAUGAGCACUUCCAGCAUUCACACAGUCACAUGGAGGGAGAGCCAGGAAGAUCUGAGCUUUCUCCUCAAGUCGCAAGAGUCCCAGAAAGUCAAGUUUGUGGUAUCCAGCAAACAGAUGCUGUACCUGUUGACAGUCUUUCCUCAAGAAACGCAGAUGAGAACAGAUGAGACCUUCGGUUUCACGUCGACUGAUACCACAUCAUUUGUAUAAGAAAUGCAUUUGUUGAUUCCUUUUCAAAAAUAUUUUUCCAUAUUCUUCUAUUUCCAGUAGCAUCUACUUGUUCAUUA
Molecule: messenger RNA, 1059 nt
Organism: Sinocyclocheilus rhinocerous
Lineage: Eukaryota; Metazoa; Chordata; Actinopteri; Cypriniformes; Cyprinidae
Product: doublesex- and mab-3-related transcription factor B1-like
Exons: 4
Coding region: 1-939 (312 amino acids)
Biological process (GO): germ cell development; regulation of transcription by RNA polymerase II; sex differentiation
Cellular component (GO): nucleus
Molecular function (GO): RNA polymerase II cis-regulatory region sequence-specific DNA binding; DNA-binding transcription factor activity, RNA polymerase II-specific
Source: RefSeq, a predicted model, not a curated record